Molecule: messenger RNA, 1416 nt
Organism: Synchytrium microbalum
Lineage: Eukaryota; Fungi; Chytridiomycota; Chytridiomycetes; Synchytriales; Synchytriaceae
Exons: 6
Coding region: 1-1416 (471 amino acids)
Molecular function (GO): hydrolase activity
Source: RefSeq, a predicted model, not a curated record
AUGUCCCAACAAUGUACUAUAGAGACCCGUCAACCAAGAUCUCUAGUGACAUAUGCCAACACUGAACAUGCUCCUCCUCCUUUACGCUCUAACGUCGAAAAGCUCUUUCACUCGCUACCUCUCCCCUUGCAUUUACUGCGAGUCCCACUCUACGCCUCGAUAAAUACUGGUAUAGCACUCUUAUCGCACAUCACGGAUGGCCCAGUCAAGGGUGGUUGGAAUUGGAGCACUACUGUUAUUCAUGCUCUCAUGGCUAGUAUUACAGAGCAGCAUCCCCCUCAAGGAAGACAUUCGCUAUCGCUCGUGAGCAGAGCUACAGACUUUACAUAUCCAGCAUUCCUAUUCGCUGGGACUACUUCAAUAGUACAAUCCCAGUUGACGAUAACCAAUUCCGAAAUAUUGAGAGAACAAGUACUGCACGUAGCAGCUACAAUCGACACCCAUAUCAAGAGACCGACCACCGCACCACCGAAAUCAUUGGACGUGCCAGUUACCACUCGAUACGUAUCUGGCGAAUGGGUUCGAUCAUCGGAGGUGCCAAAGAACUCUACCAAGAUAGUCCUGUACCUGCAUGGUGGCGCCCAUAUAUUUCUCUCGCCUCGCUCGCAUCGUGGUAUAACGUCACGGGUAUCAAGAGAGCUUACGAGGCCCGUCUUUGCGUUGGAUUAUCGGCUAGCUCUUGAAGCUCCGUUUCCUGGUGCUAUUGAAGAUGCAUUGGCAGCAUAUUGUGCUCUGAUCGGUUGGAAUGGACAUUUGUUUGGAGCUUCGUUGACAGGAAUUGAUCAGCCAUAUACGCCCAAAGAUAUUGUGCUUGUUGGUGAUUCAAGUGGUGGAUCACUUUGUAUGCAGCUGAUGCUCGUACUUCGAGAAUUGGGGAUUCCGCAGGCUGGAGGUGCCAUUCUGCUAAGUCCAUUCGUGGACGCAGAAUGCACAUCAGAUUCAUACAACCGAAACCGUCACAGCGACAUCCUCAACCUGGACCACGAUGGAAUGAAAUGGGCUAUGAGAAUAUACUCUGGCAAAUUCUCACCAUGUCAUUCCCUCGUCUCACCUGUAAACGCACCGCUCCACGACCUCCCUCCGAUACUGAUACAGGCUGGAGACUCGGAAUUGGUUACGGAUGAUGCCGUGUUGCUGUAUAAGAGGUUGAGUGAUGUGGGGAGUGCUAAACUUGAAUUGUAUCAAGACCAAUUCCAUGUCUUCCAAGCAUUCUCGCAUCUGAUACCUGUUGCGGAUAUCGCGUAUGCACGAUGUGCAAAAUUUGUGGAUAGCUUGGCUUCUAUAGAGGCUACUGUCAACACAUUUGUGGAGAUUACGCCUGCUGGAAAGGCGAUUUGUAAAGUAGACAUGACGACGGAGGAUGACUGUGAAAGCGAUUCGGAUAAGUCGUCGAGGGAUUCGGGGUUUGUUGAAUAA